CCUUCCCGGGAAAGUCCGACCCCGCCUGCGCCCGCCCGCGGCUCCGCCUCCCGCCCGCCCCGCCAGAUGCCCUCGCCUCGGCCUGCGUGCUAGUCCGGCUGAAGCGGCUCGCGGAGGCAGUGGAGCUGCGUCCCCUGCGAACACGGUUUUCUUGGCGUUGUGACACCCAGACGGGAGCCUGUCCCCUCCAGAAUGAAGGUCUUCCUGCCCAUACUCCUGGCCGCCCUUCUGGGUGUGGAGCAAGCCCACUCCCUGGUGUGCUUCUCUUGCACGAAUCAGAAUAGCAAUUUCUACUGCCUGAAGCCCACCAUCUGCUCCGACUCUGACAACUACUGUGUGACCAUAUCUGCCGCUGCUGGCAUCGGGAACAUGGUGGACUUUGGCCACAGUCUGAACAAGGGCUGCUCCCCAAUCUGCCCUGCCCCCCCGAACGUCAACCUCGGCGUGGCAUCCAUGGGCACCCACUGCUGCCAGAGCUUCCUGUGCAACAUCAGCGCGGCCGAUGGCGGGCUGCGGGCCAGUGCUGUCAUGCUUGGCCUCGGGCUGCUGCUCAGCCUGCUGUCGGCUUCGCUGCGGCUUGGCCCCUGACCACCUGGACCCUGUGCCUGGCCCUGCCUCCAGCAGCUAAGGAAGGAAAGCCCAGCCCUGCCCAGACCCUUCAGCUCCUCAUCCUGCCCAAUCCCACCUCCUUGGCCCAGCCCCCACCGUCGGGCCUGCCCCCUGCACCUACACUUGCCCCCAGAGGUCCCAGCUACCCUCACUCCCUCACUUCCAGGAUCAAUGAUACAACCUUCCUCGGGGAACAUGUGAAGGGAUAAGGACCCACCUAGAGCCUGUGGGUCCCAGAGUCAGAACUGAGUCACAGUGGAAUGGGUACCUAAGCCCCGGGCCCUGUCCGUCCCCAGACAGUGGUGUGUAUGUAAGAUGUGCUUUGAGCACUGUCUUAGACGGGGCAGCGUGCUGUGGUUGUGGAUAUCCCCAGCUGAGUGGGCAGGUGUGCCAUUGCGUGGCCUUGUUGGCCGAGCUUGGGGAAGGAGUGGGGGUAAGCAGCCCUGAGCCCCGCGCUCCGACACCACAGCCGUUCUUGGGUGUUUGGGACCGUGCACUCCACUCGCUCAAUGGCAGGGAUUACACUGCUUCCAGGUCCAGGCUUCUGGACCCAGAAAUCAUCUCUGACCCCCAAAUCCAGCUGCAGCCCCCGCCCCUGCCCCCCACACACACACUUGAGCCCUCCUGCUGCUUUGGUGCUUCAAGUAAACUCGGAUGUUCCCACC
This is a messenger RNA of Rhinolophus ferrumequinum (greater horseshoe bat), 1274 nucleotides long. RefSeq names its product lymphocyte antigen 6 family member E (gene LY6E). Gene Ontology annotation, molecular function: acetylcholine receptor inhibitor activity. The record is from RefSeq and is a predicted model, not a curated record. The transcript has 4 exons. The coding region runs from base 193 to 588 and encodes 131 amino acids. Lineage: Eukaryota; Metazoa; Chordata; Mammalia; Chiroptera; Rhinolophidae.